Messenger RNA from Exophiala spinifera, 990 nucleotides. RefSeq lists its product as uncharacterized. Gene Ontology annotation, molecular function: O-acyl-L-carnitine transmembrane transporter activity. Gene Ontology annotation, cellular component: mitochondrial envelope. The record is from RefSeq and is a predicted model, not a curated record. Bases 1 to 990 code for a protein of 329 amino acids. Gene Ontology annotation, biological process: mitochondrial transport; carnitine transmembrane transport. The transcript has a single exon. NCBI's taxonomy places the organism in Eukaryota, Fungi, Ascomycota, Eurotiomycetes, Chaetothyriales, Herpotrichiellaceae.
AUGGCGCCUACAACGAUACCCACGUCGGUAGACGAGCUACCUACGAAAGAAGAGCUGAAAGAGGAGGUCAAGGAGAAAGCAAAGGGCGCGGCCUCAGGCCUGAGGUCUCUCGCCGCAGGCGGUGUCGGAGGUAUUUGCGCCGUGAUCGUAGGCCACCCCUUUGAUCUGGUCAAGGUGCGGCUGCAGACGGCCGAGAAGGGAGUGUACAGUGGAGCGAUGGACGUGGUCAGGAAGACGGUCGCCCGCGAAGGGCUCGCGCGGGGUCUCUACGCGGGCGUGUCGGCGCCUCUGGUGGGCGUCACGCCCAUGUUCGCGGUCAGCUUCUGGGGCUACGACAUGGGCAAGAGACUGGUCGACACGUUCAGCACGGUGCCCGUCGUCAACAACACUCCGCAGUACAGCAUCGGGCAGGUGUCGGCGGCAGGCUUCUUCUCGGCCAUCCCCAUGACCCUGAUCACGGCGCCGUUCGAGCGGGUCAAGGUGCUGUUGCAAAUCCAGGGCCAGAAGCAGCUCGCGCCCGGCGAGAAACCCAAGUACAGCGGAGGCGUUGACGUCGUGAGACAGCUGUACAAGGAGGGCGGCAUCCGCUCCGUCUUUCGGGGAAGUGCCAUGACCCUGGCCCGCGACGGACCCGGCUCAGCCGCCUACUUUGCAGUGUACGAGUACGUCAAGCGCAGUCUGAGCCCGAAGGACGAGAAUGGGAACGCAACGGGUGAGCUCAGUCUGCCGGCCGUCAUGACUGCAGGCGGUGCGGCAGGUGUGGCCAUGUGGAUUCCUGUGUUCCCCGUCGACACCAUCAAAUCCAGAAUCCAAACGGCGGAAGGCCGACCGACAAUAAGUGGUGUCAUUUCAGGUGUCUAUAGGAGUGGAGGGAUCAAGGCCUUUUUCCCUGGAUUCGGACCUGCUUUGGCCAGAGCUGUGCCAGCCAACGCGGCCACUUUCGUGGGCGUGGAAUUGGCACACAAGGCCAUGAACCAAAUGUUUGGUUGA